Molecule: messenger RNA, 3328 nt
Organism: Liolophura sinensis
Lineage: Eukaryota; Metazoa; Mollusca; Polyplacophora; Chitonida; Chitonidae
Exons: 22
Coding region: 86-3328 (1080 amino acids)
Molecular function (GO): protein binding; nucleic acid binding
Source: RefSeq, a predicted model, not a curated record
GAAGAAGAGAGAUGUUCGUCUGCAAGCCUUAUGUAGUGUAAACAUAAGUUGUAAACAGAAAGGGGUCAGAUGAGGUCUGCUUACAAUGGGGUGCUCAGGUAGUGUACCAGCUGAGUCUGGCAGAGACCUACAUGCACCUCGUCAUGGUGAUCAGGUGACAGAACAGGCAGAACGUGAGCGUGAGGACAGAUACUCUGAUGUGGGUUUACAGAAUAGGAACAACAGUGGACUAGAGGGAAGAGAGGUUAAAGGUGACCCAAAACAGCAGUCCAGUUGUGCCAGUGGUAACUCAACAGAUCAUGUGACUCCUGUGCAGCAAAAUGCACCAAUCAGUAUAGAGGAAAAACAGACAGCUUCUGUGAAAAUUAAAGGCUGUAUCAAUACAGAUCAAAACAGCACUGGAAUUCCAAGGGAAGUAACUGCAUCAGUAGGGUCUGAAGCAGACAGCACGCCAACAAUACAGGCUGAUGAUAAAACCAGAACAGGUGAGAGCCUGAAGGAAAACUUCCACACAACAGUGAUUUCUGAUCCAACCAUAAUAUCUAACAAAGAAAUCAAACGAGGAGAAACUGUGCCAGUUGUGGAAGACAGAGAUCAGACCAUGUGUAACACUGGCAUUAAUGGACUGAAUCUGUGUGUGAAACCUGAAAGUUUUAUUGCCAGUGUGAAGGACACUGUGAGAAGUUUGACACUGCCCAGAGCACUGCCUUACACUGUGGAUAUAUAUAGGCUUAUGAAAACACUAACAAAUUUACAGGUGCUGGAUGUGUCAAACAACCAGCUGGGUCCUCAGCCAUUUCGGUUACUAAUGCUAGCUGUGGCCACAAACACCAGUCUGAUCAGUCUGAAAGCUGCUAACAAUGGAGCUGACACAGACUCUGCGGCUUGUGUCGGUAAACUUGUCGCUUCCAACAGCUCGUUGUUAUACCUGGAUGUCUCAGGUAACCAUUUAGGUAAGGAUUACCUGUCCAGGUGUUUGAGCUCAGCUGUGAAGGUGAACAGCACACUUGAAACACUCAGGCUGGAGGGCACAGGUGGCACAGACUUAACAGAUUUGCUGGAGGGAUUAACCCACAACUCCACAUUGACACACUUGGAUAUCAGCAAUAACCACAUUUCUGACAGGGUGUCUGUUGGAACAGCGUUGAAGAAAUGUCUGCAGAAAUCUGACUGUGUUCUGCAGUCCAUAAACCUGAGGAACUGUAACCUGAGUGCAGAGGGACUGGAGAAGCUAAGGGAAGGGCUGAAUGCAAACACGUCUCUGGUGGAGCUCGUUGUCAGUGGUAAUGAGUUCCAGGCCCUGGAGAACUUGGCGAGGUUUUUGCUGACCUGCUGUAGUCACACAGGUUUACAACAGUUGAUGUGUGAGAAUAGCAAGAUAUCUGAACACACAUUGACAGCGGCAUGGCCCCCAGUGAUGGUCUGUUCAAACUUAGGACUGAUGAACCUAUGUAACUCAGGAGUGACCACAGAAUUAUUGAUGAAGCUGGAGACCGUGCUGAAGGGGAGACUACUUUGUCUGGAAGACAUCAAUCUUGGUGACAACCCAGCUCUAUCACCUCAGUGUGUUUCAAAUAUUCUGGCCAUGACAACUGGGGAUUCAGGUCAGAGUUCCCUCACCCGACUCACCUUUGGCCUCAACAAUGUCGAGGAAUUACCAGAUAUCCUCACCAAAAGUUGUCUCCCUUUCCUCAACUACCUCAAUCUAAGGAAGGCCAAAAUCAGUGCUGCUGGUGUCAGCAAGCUUCAAUCUCUGAUCACACCAAAGGAAAAACCCAUGAAGACCCUUGUCCUGGAUGGACUGAAGUUAGCAGGGACGGAGGCUCUGAAAGGGUUACUUGGUAAACCAUCUGAGUGCAGCCUGGAUGCUCUGAGUCUCAGUGGUUGUCUGUUGAAUGAUGCUGACCUCUCACCCUUGAUAUCUGGCCUCGGAACUGGACUCUCACUGCACAUGCUCAAGCUGUCAGCCAAUAGAAUCACAGACAGAGGUGUCAGUGAUCUAGUGUCUGCUCUCCUGGGGAACAAGCAUCACCCAUUGGCUGUGUUGGACCUCAGCAAUAAUCAGGUAGGCCCUGAGGGUACACUCUCUCUGUGUGGACUUUUCUCUACCAAGUCUCACAGAAGUUGUCUUCACAGCCUCAACCUCAGUCACAACAAUAUAGACAAGGCAGGUUUGGCUUGCUUAGUGAGCCAUGUAGGUAGUCAGAUUAAAACUCUGUAUGUGAAUAACCAGAGCGUCAGUCUGGAGGAAGACGAGAUCUCGGAAGUAUUGACACACCUGGGGAAGAAACUAGGUUACAGCAUUCAAGCAGAUGAUAGUGGAAAGUUAAUAGAGAAAUCUGGGGCUAACAUCAACACUGAUGGCAUCUUUGUCAACCUGUCAGGACUGGGAGGACAUUUUGGAGAAGUAGGCCGACUACUAGACUGUGUGUCGAUUGUCACAGAUUACAGGGCUAAACAGGUGCCUUUCCUUUCCUUGCAACAUAUCUGUCAGAUAGCAGCUGUCCUUAGGAAUUCAGGCACACAAACAGUGGUACUAUCCUCAGAAGAGUGGAACAUCAUCACUGGCUGUAAGAAAGAUCGAGAAAUUCCAUCCUGGCUCCAGGUGGACGAGUGCCGUAAGCGAGCUGUCUACCUGACAAAUCUCCCUGGUACCACAACCACACGGCGCCUUGAAGGAUUGUUUGAAUCUGAGGCUGAUUGUGAAAUUGAUGAGAUUUGCCUCCUUAAGGAUCCUGUCAGUAGUAAGAUGAAUGGCUUGGCGUGGAGCCUGAUGUCAGACAUUGAUUCUGUCCAACGUCUCAUGGAAUACUUUCAUCGUGGCGAGGCCCAGGUGUUUGGCCAGCCUUUCCUCAUCUCUCCCCUCCUGGUCAGUGUGGAUGAUGUUGCCAGCACAGAAGUCGAGCAGCAAGUCAGGCCCAGGUGUUUGGCCAGCCUUUCCUCAUCUCUCCCCUCCUGGUCAGUGUGGAUGAUGUUGCCAGCACAGAAGUCGAGCAGCAAGUCAGACUCAGGUGUUUGGCCAGUCUUUCCUCGUGUCUUCCCUCCUGGUCAUUGUGAAUGUUGUGACCAGCAUGGAGGUGGAGCAGCAUGUCAGACUCAGGUGUUUGGCCAGUCUUUCCUCGUGUCUUCCCUCCUGGUCAUUGUGGAUGUUGUGACCAGCACGGAGAUGGAGCAGCAUGUCAGACAAGACAGAGAACGUCGGACAAAAGAGAGGAAAUCUGAUGACGUCAGCCAUAGGAACCUCAUACGUCAGAGCGCCGAGGAGUCAUGGAAACGGCACGCUUAUCGCUUGGCUCAUCCCGCGUAUGCCGACGGAAGGGUUUGGUGA